Molecule: messenger RNA, 7087 nt
Organism: Antechinus flavipes (yellow-footed antechinus)
Lineage: Eukaryota; Metazoa; Chordata; Mammalia; Dasyuromorphia; Dasyuridae
Gene: BEST3
Product: bestrophin 3
Exons: 9
Coding region: 13-2046 (677 amino acids)
Molecular function (GO): chloride channel activity
Source: RefSeq, a predicted model, not a curated record
AUUAACCAGAAGAUGACUGUCACUUAUUCCAGUAAGGUAGCAAAUGCUACUUUUUUUGGAUUUCAUAGAUUACUCCUCAAGUGGAGAGGCAGCAUCUACAAACUGCUUUACAGGGAAUUUAUUGCCUUUGCUAUUCUUUACACAGCAAUAAGUAUGAUGUACAGAUUGUUACUUACAGGAGCCCAAAAACGUUACUUUGAAAAAUUAUCAAUUUACUGUGACAGAUAUGCUGAACAAAUUCCAGUAACCUUUGUGCUUGGGUUUUAUGUAACUCUGGUGGUGAACCGGUGGUGGAACCAGUUUGUCAAUCUGCCAUGGCCAGACAGACUGAUGUUCCUGAUUUCCAGCAGCGUUCAUGGAAGAGAUGAAUAUGGGCGUUUACUCAGAAGAACACUCAUGCGCUAUGUCAAUUUAACUUCCUUGCUCAUCUUCCGCUCAGUGAGCACGGCUGUGUUUAAAAGAUUUCCAACAAUAGAUCAUGUGGUAGAAGCAGGUUUUAUGACAGCAGAUGAAAGAAAAUUAUUUGAUCACCUUAAAUCUCCCCAUCUAAAAUACUGGGUUCCAUUCAUAUGGUUUGGAAAUCUGGCAUCUAAAGCCCGAAAAGAGGGAAGAAUCAGAGACAGUGUUGAUCUGCAAUCAUUAAUGACUGAGAUGAAUCGGUAUCGAUCCUGGUGCAGUCUCUUGUUUGGCUAUGACUGGGUUGGGAUUCCACUCGUCUACACCCAGGUUGUCACUCUUGCUGUCUAUACCUUCUUCUUCGCAUGCUUGAUUGGACGUCAAUUUUUGGAUCCCACCAAAGGCUAUGCGGGACAUGACUUAGAUCUCUACAUUCCAAUCUUUACCCUCUUACAAUUCUUCUUCUAUGCAGGAUGGCUGAAGGUUGCGGAGCAACUUAUCAAUCCAUUUGGUGAAGAUGAUGAUGAUUUUGAAACUAACUGGUGUAUAGACAGAAAUUUACAGGUCUCUCUUUUGGCUGUGGACGAAAUGCAUAUGAGUCUACCCAAGAUGAAGAAGGAUAUUUACUGGGAUGAUUCAGCUGCACAACCCCCCUACACACUGGCAGCAGCUGACUACUGCAUUCCCUCUUUCCUGGGAUCUACGAUUCAAAUGGGGCUGUCUGGGUCCUACUUGCCUGGUGGGGAAGAAUGGGUAUGGGAUGAGGAGAAACACGGGCCGAGGCGCUCAGUGAUAAGGAGAGUCAAACGUUUCCUGAGUGUCCACGAAAACCCCACGAGCCCAGUGAGACGGAGUUAUGGGAGGCAGGCCAGCGACAGCUCCAUGUUCUUCCCGACAAGCGACCUCAGCCACGUCAGCGGCCUGCUGGACAUCCCUCCCAGAAACCGCCCCCGCGCCACUCGGACCAAGAAGAACCUGAACCGUGGUGACAGCAGCCCGCAGCACUCCAGCAUGGGGGACCUGUCCGUGAUUAGGGAAACCAGUCGGACGAGCACAUUAAGAAGCCUGACCCCACAAUCCAGCGUCAGUACCUCUCCCACCAAAACGACCCUUCAGAUCCCAGAAGUCUUAAUCACUUCUCCCGACGUUCCGACGCCCACGUCGGGGGACAGCGGCCAGCCUAGCCCGCAGCUAUCCAUCUCCGACUCGAUGCUUUCAGAAGAUCGGCCGAUGAGAACUGAACAGCCGGCUGAUGCCCGCGAUUCCAGCCCACCUCCUUCCCAACCAACACAGGUCAUCUCGCCUGAAACUGAAGCCCAGAUUCUUGAAUUUGCUUUUGAGAGCAGUGCGGAUGACAAGUAUCCAAAGAGAUGGAGCCUCCCGGGAUUUCUGGAGUCUAGUCAGGUCUCCCUCUCAGGACUAAGUCCGGAGCCUCAAUCCGAAGCCCCUGAAACUAUUCUUUUAAUAGACACAGAAACGUCUUCGCAGUCCAGUGGAAUUAACUUUGUGGCCGCCCCUCAGACUCAACCAGAUGUUCAUUAUUUAUUAGAACAUCUGGACACCAAAGAAACAGAUAUCACAGACUUCAAUAAUGAACAACCUGAAGCGUCACCAAAAGGAAUGCCCAAAAGUUCUGGGAUCUGGUUCUAGCUUAAGAUCCUUAAAUAGUUGUCCCUAAACUUAGGAGGUCAACCUACAGAUCGUUAAAAAAAAUAAUAAUCGUUAAAAUCAGGAUGUCUUAAGAUCUAGUAAAACUUUGGGAAGGGAGGGGGAAAUCAGAUUUUCUGAAGAAGAAGAAAAUAAGAGAAAUCAAUCAAGAGCCAUUUAUUAAAUUCCUAUUGUGUACUAGGCACUGCACCUGCUGUUGGGGAUACUAGCAUUUUUAGCAAAAACAAAUAUUGUUCAUCAUAGAAUUGUUUCCAUAAAAGUUACCCAGAGUUCAGUAUCAAAGCUUUCUAACCAAAGAAUCUGUCCAAACAAAAUAACACAAAACACUUGCCUCCUUUCUUUUCUUUGUCAUAUCCUUACAUUGGCUUUCUACUGCUCCUCAAAAAGACAGGAAAGUAGAGUAACCUGUCAAGAUCCUUCCCUACCAUGGCUCUGAGUAUAGGAGGUGCUAUCAACCUAACCAGACCAUCUUGUAGUUUAUUAAGUUUUACUGUUAUCUCACUCACAUUGUCUCCUAAAAGUCCCAAAAUAAUAAAUUACACCUAAAUGGAAUCAUCAGACUCUGUAAAGAAGCAACCUGUGUGACCUAGAGCAAAACACUUAAUAUCUUAUGGCCUCUGUUUCCUUAUCUGUAUAAUUUGUGUGCCAAACUAGAUGAUCCCUAAGGUUCUUUCCAUUUCUAAAUCUAUUAUCCUCUUAUCUAUAAUCUUCUUACUGUUUAGUAUCUGAUUCACUGUUCAUCUGUUUUCUUCUGCAUCUGCACUCAAAGAAAAAUGCAUUUCUAGCUAUUUUUUUCCCUUCAAUUUCUUUCUCUGUUUUGAGAUCUUUUUGUUUUUCAACUUUUACUCUCCUGUCUUUUUAUUCCACUCUGCCUUAUUGCUCUGUUAUAGCCUUGAUCUUCUCUCUGGAUCUAAGGAACUUUAAAUCUGUCCUCUGCUUGAUUCAUUUUCUUUCACAUUUUGGUAUUUAUUUCUCUCUGUUACUUAUUAUGUUCUUAGGAAUUAGGAGAAAAAGGCUUGUGCCUGUGAUUUCCAGAUGAGAAAAUUUUCUCUAUUGGUGCAACUUAGCACCUACUUUUCAAUUUAUAUUCUUAAAGAUCCCUGAGACCUUAAGUCACUUGCCCAGAGUCACACAGAUGGGACUGGAAUUCAGAUCUUCCUGGCUUCAUAGCUGACCAAAACUGUCCCUCUUCUAUUGUGUUGUUAAGGGUAAUAAUUAUAAUAAAUGUAAUAGAGACUGGACCUGUGAUUUCAGUAGUGAACUUCUUACAAUGUAACCAGUGUGAAAAGGAACUCUGAUGUGAGAAAACUUUUCUAAUACAGCCAGUGGUAUAAGAUUUCCCAAAUGAAGAAACUCCUACAAAUGCAGCAAAUCAGAGGAGGAAACUCCUUCUUUAUCAGUGCAUGUGAGCAACUUAUAGCCUUGAACAUCAAAAAGUUAGAUUAUAUUAAAUUAAUUAAACAUUACAUUAUGCUGCCUUAUAAUAGUAUUAAUAAGUAAUAACACAGCCAUGCUGUAUAAUCUAAUUUUGCAAGUCUAAUUUCCCCCACCUCCCAAUUCCAAGACAGAAAUGUAGAAGUCAGUGGCCAGCUACUAUCUACUUAUAUACUACACAAUUUCUUAUUGGUCCUACUCUUUGGUCUUAAAUGCUAAAAGGAAGCUAGCAUCAAUUAAAACCUUCUUUCUCAGGAACCAUGAGGGAAAACCCCUACAUUUUGGGGACAUAUUUUUCUCCAGAAUUUAGAAUAGGAUUCCCAGUCAUCUGGUUACAUGGGACCACUUACUGCUUUUACUGAGCCUGAUUCUAUGGUCCACUAUCAGCACUUUUUGGUGAUUAUAUUAGCACAGAGAGGUAGAGCCUCCCUGUAAGACCACACAAGAGAGUAGCAGAGCUAAAAUUCUCUAGGAUUCAAAGCCAAGUGUUCUGACUCCAAAUCCAAUAGUCGGUUUUAAAACUUAGUUAUUUAGGCCAAAAAUGAUAUUUACUCAGCCAUUUCAGUUAUAUCUUCCUCUUUGUACCCCUGUUUGGGGUUUUCUUGGCAAAGAAACUAGAAUAAAAAGUGUCUUUUCCUUCUCUAGCUCAUUUUACAGAUGAAUAAACUAAGGUGGAGAGGACUAAGUGACUUGCUCAGGGUCACAUAGCUAGCAAGUGUCUGAGGCUGGAUUUGAACUCAGGUUUUCCUGACUUCAGGCCCAAUACUCUAUCCAUCACACCACCUACGUGCCCCAAGAUGAUACCUAAAUGGAACCAUCACAGUUUGUCAAGAAGCUACCUGUGUGACCUGGAGCAAAACACUUAACAUCUUGUGAUCUCUGUUUUUUUAUCUGUACAAUUUGUGUAUCAAACUAGAUGACCUCUAAGGUUCUUUACAUUUCUAGACCUAUUAUCCUCUUAUCUUAUAACCUUCUUACUGCUUAAUAUCGGCUUCACUAUUCAUCUCUGUUUUCUUCUUUUUCUUCUGCAUCUGCACUCACAGAAAAAUGCAUUUCAAAUUUUUUUGUAUCAAAGUUGAUAGAAAAUGUGUCAACCUUUCUUCAGAAAUGGUCUCCCACAUCAACUUCCCAAUUUUUCCUUUUUCUGAAGACAGGAUGAGGCAGAUUCUGAGCCCAUUUAACUGUAGGAAACUUCAUCUCAGAAUUUAGUUUUUCAUUUGUCAAAGACUAGAGAAACCUGAGAACAAUGGCUGUCUCAAUUGAUAUGGGGUGGUUCUCCAUUUCAAACAUUUAGCUGGUUUUUCAUUAUCUUCCUUUUAGCCCCAGGAUCUUAUUAUGUAUUUCCAGAGCUCUGGAAACUUCAACCCUUUGAGUACUGACUCACAUGUGCUUGGAAUGUGACUAGCUCCAAAAACUCAGCUGUGCUCCCCAUGUUGACUUUGUGCCCAAACAAAAGAAUUUGGUGAGGUUUAUUUGGCACAUCUUAUUACACUUCCAAGUCCAGUGACUGGUGCUACUUAGCCUUGCAUUGGAAGUGUGAAGCCAGAAUUCCACGAGGUGUGAUACCAUUUAUUCUAUUCCUGAAUCCUGAAUUUAAUUUUUCAUUAAAAAUAGAAUAAUAGAAACACAACCUGAGCCAUUAGAAAAAUACCUUUGCAUUUUAAUUUUGGAAUAAGAUACUUUCUUUUCAGUAUUUUUAUUUUCUCUUUUUUCUUCAUCCUCCAGACAGAUUGUCCCCUCCUUCACAUUUUUCCCCUAAAACUUGGUCACCAUCAAAAUACAUUCAUUCAGUGGUCACCAUAUAAUUUUGUUUUUAAUAUCCUCUGGAAAAAGUUGCAACUCCAAAUAUGGUAUCUCCUUUGUCCUUUAAACCUUCUCAUUUUUCAGUCUUAAACACUUUAUUCAGAAGUCUUUUCCAGUUUUCUUAACAAGUAUUUGUAAACUUCUUACCGAGUUCUGAAGUUCAUUUUUUCUUUUGGCAUUUCAUUUUUCUUUUUAAGCUCCUUGCAUUUGGCUUAUUAUUACUGUUUUUCACCACUUCUAUCAUUCAUCACAGAAAUCCAGAUCCUUAAUAACAUGGGACUAUUCAUACAAAAGAUUUUUGUACCUAAAGGAGGGAGAUUGAGAAUUCACCUUAAGUGAGAUAAGGAAUAAUACCAUAUAGAGAAAGGCAAUGCAGCUAACAUGCUCAUGGCAACUGCUGGAGAGUACGAUACAGGGCCAAGAGGGUAUGACUGCUUCAGGAAAGAAGUACAUCUUGGCACCCUCUAAAUUUUAGCAUUUUGAAGUCCAGUCCAAGUUGCUCCACCCUAGUUAUAGCUCUGCUUCUACUCAUCCAACUCAGCCUCCUUCUAUGUCCCCUUACUUGAAUCAGUCCCUCAAAGUGGGGGGGUAACCAUGGUAAAAUUUUAAUGUUGUUAAAACCAUCUAUUUGUCUAGAGAUAGAGCCAGUUGGUUUAUAUUGGUUUAUUUGAACACCUAAUCUCACAACACCUUACUCCUCAGAUAAUUAGAAAUAAUAAAAUAUACCUUUAAGAAAGCUAAGUAAUGAUCAAAUUCCAACUAUUCCUCCCUUUGUCAGAAUCACUAUCAUCGAUAGUUAAAUCUUUAUUGAACAUUAUUAGUAAAUCUUUGUUGAUCUCUUGUACAGGGCAUAAGGUUAGAUACCAAUGGAUUACACUUAAGACUGGCAAGGAUUUAAAAUAAUUUUAUCCAUUUAAAAAUCUUCCAACUAUUUCCUUCCCAUCUUUGUUAGCUCCCUGAGCCCUAAGUGAAACUUAUUGGAAAGCAUCUAUUAGUCCACUGGUAUGGCCAUUGAAGACAUGACAGAUCAAAUCAUAAAUAUCAGGAUUGCUCGCUCAUUUCAAGAUCCUCUAGAUUCUAGGGAAAGGGUGUACAGAUCAGUAAGAAGGGAAAGCUGAAAUCUGUUGACCAGAAAAACAGGUCAUGGGCUUUGAGCAUGAAUGGAACUGGUUGGUUGAUAGCAACUUCUGUGGGAAUUUUCCCAUAUAUCCUAUGUUUUUUGUGGCCAAUGGUCCCCUGGCAAGUUGAAGGAAAAUAAUUAAGGAUAUGAUAGCAACUUCUGUGGGAAUUUUCCCAUAUAUCCUAUGUUUUUUGUGGCCAAUGGUCCCCUGGCAAGUUGAAGGAAAAUAAUUAAGGAUAUGAGUUAAGGAUAGCAAUAUGGGAAGACUGGAAAAAAUAAAAUGGACAAAUAACUAAAUUCUAUUUGCAGUCAUGGUACAUAUGCAGGCUGUGGUAUAGAAUUUCUUCCUCUUUAUCAUAUUAUAGUUGCUGUCAUGACACAUUUUAAGACUCAAAAUCAUGAGCCAGAGAACCUGGAUCCUUGAAGAUUCCCAAUUACAGGACUCCUAGAAACCAUCAUCUAGAUGAUGUUUGAAAUGUCAUUAAGAUCAUAGCUACAGUUAUCUGAAAUUAUAGUAAAUGUCAAUGAUGGGAAGGAAUAGAAUAAUGCCUUUUAAGCACAUAUAACUUAACUUGUGUCAAGAAAUGACAGCAUUCAAACUGCUGCUGAACAACUGAUAAAUGUAUGCCUUGUUUUGGACCAAAUAAACAAAACUGGUAUUACUUA